Messenger RNA from Nelumbo nucifera (sacred lotus), 2133 nucleotides. Its product is annotated as putative metal-nicotianamine transporter YSL7. The record is from RefSeq and is a predicted model, not a curated record. Gene Ontology annotation, cellular component: membrane. Lineage: Eukaryota; Viridiplantae; Streptophyta; Magnoliopsida; Proteales; Nelumbonaceae. Gene Ontology annotation, molecular function: oligopeptide transmembrane transporter activity.
AUGUCUAGGAGUGGAGGAAUAGAAGAAGAGUGGGAAAGAAGGGAGAGGUCGGGGUUGGAAAUAGAGAAGAAGGCGGUCGUCGAGAAUGACAACUCGUCGUCAAAAGAAGCAUCGACCGAAAAGGCAUUCGAGAAUGAGAUCGUUCCGUCGUGGAAGGAACAGUUAACGUUCAGGGCUUUCCUGGCGAGCGCUGUUCUGAGUGUUGCUUUCUGUUUUAUAGUGAUGAAGCUUAGUUUGACUACCGGGAUCAUACCGUCGUUGAACGUCGCCGCCGGCCUCUUGGGUUUCUUCUUCAUUCGAGUCUACUCGUUUGCGCUCCAGAAGUUUGGUUUGUUGAAGCAACCCUUCAGCAGGCAAGAGAACACCGUCAUUCAGACCGCCGUUGUUGCCGCUUCCGGCAUUGCUUUUAGCAGUGGAUAUGGAAGUUACAUAUUAGGAAUGAUGCCCAAGAUUGCAUCUCAGGCAGAAGAUGGGAACACAGUGAACAACAUGAAGCCUCUUUCCUUGGGAUGGAUGUAUGGGUUUGUUUUUGCCGUGAGCUUUGUUGGUCUUUUCUCCAUUGUUCCGCUACGCAAGAUUAUGAUAAUUGACUACAAGUUGACCUACCCAAGUGGAACUGCAACCGCAUUCCUCAUCAACAGCUUCCACACUUCUAAGGGAGCUAAGCUAGCUAAGAAACAAGUGAAUAAACUCUUUGAAUGGUUCUCCAUGAGCUUCUUGUGGGCUUUCUUCCAGUGGUUCUUCACUAGUAGUGAUGGCUGUGGUUUUAGCAGUUUCCCUACAUUUGGUCUCCAAGCUUUUAAUAAGAGGUUGUACUUCGAUUUCUCAGCUACCUAUGUAGGUGUUGGAAUGAUCUGCCCUUACAUUGUGAACGUAUCUUUGCUCGUUGGAGCUAUCUUGUCAUGGCUAAUAAUGUGGCCGCUGAUCGAGCAAAAGAAAGGCAUUUGGUAUGCCGCUGAUAUCUCUGGGAGUAGCCUUCGUGGGAUCCAAGGAUACAGAGUCUUCAUUUCUAUUGCUAUGAUACUAGGGGACGGACUCUUCCAUGUCGUUUGUAUGCUGAUCACAACCGGAUGGAGCCUCAUGAGGCAGUAUAAGAAAAGAGAUUCGUCUUCAGUUGUCGCCAUUGCUGGUGAUCAGCCAUCCUCAGACAGCACUCAUGAUCGCGAGGAGAGCUACGAUGACCAACGAAGAAAAGACAUGUUCCUGAAAGACCAGAUUCCCAUGUGGGUGGCAGGCUUGGGAUAUGUUUCCUUGUCUGCGAUCUCCAUUGUUGCAGUGCCCCAAAUCUUUCACCAGAUCAAAUGGUACCACAUACUGGUUUCCUACAUCAUCGCCCCGAUCUUGGCCUUCUGCAACUCGUAUGGGUGUGGCCUUACAGACUGGUCUCUGGCAUCCACCUACGGCAAGAUUGCAAUAUUCAUCAUUGGCUCCUGGGUCGGCCUCCAUGGGGGCGGCAUAGUUGCAGGCCUCGUCGCCUGUGGCGUGAUGAUGAGCAUUGUGUCCACGGCCUCCGAUCUCAUGCAGGAUUUCAAGACUGGCUACUUGACGCUUGCGUCUCCUCGCGCAAUGUUCUGUAGCCAAGUCAUGGGCACGGCUCUGGGCUGCCUCAUCGCGCCUGCUGUCUUCUGGUUUUACUACAAAUCCUACCCCACACUGGGCGAGGUGGACGGCUCGUUCCCAGCACCCUAUGGGCUAAUGUACCGUGGAAUCGCCAUUCUCGGAGUUGAAGGAACCUCCUCCCUCCCCAGGCACUGUGUGGAGCUAUCAGUUGGAUUCUUCUGCAUUGCGAUUGCCUUGAACAUUGUCACUUUGCUCCUGGAGAAGUAUGACAAGAAAUGGAGGCUUCACAGGUUUGUCCCGAGGGCAAUGUGCAUGGCCAUCCCCUUCUAUCUGGGUGGCUACUUUGCCAUUGACAUGUGCAUUGGGAGCUUGAUUCUCUACCUGUGGCGAUGGAAGAACAAGGCGGGGGCAGAUGCGUUAGCGCCUGCUGUGGCCUCCGGCAUGAUCUGUGGCGACUCUCUGUGGGGCAUUCCGGCUGCUAUCCUCUCUCUCGCCAACGUCAACCCUCCCCUCUGCAUGAAGUUCCUGCCAGCGUCUGCAAAUGCCAAGGUUGAUGCAUUCUUGAAUGGAUGA